AUGAGCAUUGAACAAAGAGCCAACAUUAAGUUUUGUUUUAAACUUGGUAAAACGUUUACCGAAACGUUUCAAUUGAUGCAACAAGUUUAUGGUGAUGAUUGCCUAUCCCGUGGAAGAGUUCAUGAGUGGUAUACGCGUUUUAAAAACGGUCGUGAAGACAUCAAUGACGACCCUCAUGUUGGCCAGGCCAAAUUCGUGAUUACGCCAGAGAGCAUCGAAAAAGUGCGUGAUUUUCUCAACAUUCAUCCGAAAUCGUCGUUGCGUUUUAUGGAAAUCGAAUUGGGAAUGUCCAAAGAUUCGAUUCAUCGCAUUUUGACCGAAAAAUUGGGCUAUCGGAAGGUUUGUUCUCACUUUGUACCGCACAAACUCACUGACGACCAAAAAUCGCUCAGAAUCCAACAUUGUAAGGACAUCGUUAAAGAGUCGAAAAAGGACAAAAACUUCCUUUACAAUAUUGUUACUGGUGACGAAACGUGGUGUUUCCAAUACGAUCCGGAAACAAAGCGUCAAAGUGCUGAAUGGAGGCCACAAAACGAGCCAGCAACUAAAAAAUCCCGUUUUGAGAAGUCAAAAGUGAAAACAAUGCUCACUUGUUUUUACGAUUCAAAGGGUAUUGUUCGUUCCAUCGGGUCAAAAGGUUAA
Messenger RNA from Trachymyrmex cornetzi, 642 nucleotides. RefSeq lists its product as uncharacterized. Gene Ontology annotation, molecular function: nucleic acid binding. Bases 1 to 642 code for a protein of 213 amino acids. The record is from RefSeq and is a predicted model, not a curated record. Lineage: Eukaryota; Metazoa; Arthropoda; Insecta; Hymenoptera; Formicidae. The transcript has a single exon.